AUGGCGUUCUCUUUGCCCUCUCUCCCUGUCAAGCACAAUGACUUCUUGGCCUAUGUGAAAUCCAAACCAGAAAGGCCUAUGAGAGAUCUGAUCGAGCCUUUUGCCAAGUAUGAUGCUGUUUUGCGUCAGACAUUUGCCCAAGCUCCCUCUCAUGCCUCUAUUCAAGACAAUUAUGUCAACAUUGUGCCACUAUACGAUCAAAGUCGUUCCACAGAUGUUCGUAUUCGGGCACGAAACCUUGCAUCCGAGACACCAGAGGAAAAAGAGAAAUACAUCUUGCCAUUGAGCGAUGAGCUCCGAAAGCCACAUGAUUCGCCCGCAGUUGUGCCGACUAUGGAUGAAUUCCAACAUAACUUUGCUCUCUUCACGGAGGGUUCGCUCAGUGAGAUUGACUGGUCGAAUGUGGUCGCUGCUGGUAGUGCUGUCGUGACUUCCCUCCUGCCCGUCCCGGAGAAAUAUCGCCACUCCAAGCGAGGUCUUCGCCAAUACUAUCAUGAAGAGUUUGCGCCCGCGUCCGAUGUGGACCUUUUCUUGUACGGCUUGACUGAGGAGCAGGCACUCGAAAAGAUCAAGCAUAUCGAGGACAAGAUCCGCAAUACUAUUCUGUAUGAAACCACGACUAUUCGAACUAAGAACACAAUCACAAUUGCCUCGCAAUAUCCCAACCGACAUGUCCAGAUCGUUCUUCGCAUCUACCGUUCAAUUGCUGAGAUUCUUACCGGGUUCGACGUUGAUGUUUCUUGCGUUGCCUAUGACGGCAGGCAGGUGUUUGCCUCUCCACGUGCAAUUGCAGCAUACAUGACACAAGUCAAUCAGAUUGAUUUGACUCGGCGAUCGCCAUCAUACGAAAACCGGCUUUCCAAAUAUUCCCAUCGAGGUUUUGAGGUUUUCUGGCCUCAACUUGACAGAUCAAAGAUUGAUCCGACUAUCUUUGAACGGAGUUUCACUAGGACUGAAGGUCUCGCCCGGCUUCUAGUAUUGGAAAAGCUUCCCCUGUCCCAAGACAGAGAUAAUUAUCUCCAAAAGAGACGCGAGGAGCGCGGUCGUCCUGCUUUGAACAUCUAUAUGCGCCGCCGUCAGGGUAAGGAAUUGAGAGGAAACAUCAAAGAUGCCUGGGAGGACGAGGUUCCAGAGUGGCAAGAGCAAGACCAAGUGUCUGAUUACCACACCUUUACUAUUCCUUACGGCAGGAACUUCAAUGCGAGGAAGAUUGAAAAGCUCCUCUACACGAAGGACUUGCUCUUGAACGCUCAGUGGAAUCAGCCUAAGGACCGUGAAGUCUAUCUUCAUCGACACCCUGCAUUCUUUGGUGAGGCUGAGCACGUUAUUCAUGAUUGCUGCGGCUUCUGUCCUCAACCGGCCAACGAGGAAGAAAAGAAGGUUGCCGAAGAGGAGAGCAAGAUUUACAUCUCUGGUGAUGUGAGCUUCAUCAAGGAUGACCCCGGUCGCCAGGAGAUUGGCAGCUUCAACCCAAUCACCGAGACGGAUUGGACUGAAAUGGCUUAUGUCGGCCGGACCGAAAGACUUUGCCAGGCCAUUGUGUCGAACGAUCUUGAAGCCGUCAAGGCCUUUCUUGCUGAGGAUGGCACUAAUCCAGACCGCCGGGACUACACUGGACGAACACCGCUUCAAUUAGCGUGCAUGUCGUCCACUGCCGAGAUUGUUCAAUGUCUUGUUGACUGUGGUGCUCGGAUGAUCCCACGCAUGGCUGAUGGAAAGACUGCAUUGCAUCUUGCCGCUGCCCGAGGAGACGUUGAGAUUAUUCGUAUUUUGUUGACCAAGAGCAAUCAAAACGAAGAGGAAGAAGAGAACAAGAAGGACGACGAGAAGAAGAAUGACAAGAAAGAAGACAACGAUGAUGCUAUGAGUAUCGAUGGAGACGAGACAAAGGAUGAUAUGUCGCUCACAUCUGAGUCUUACGUGAAGAUUGAGAACGAAGACAAGGAUACGGAAAUGACGACAUAUGACACCCUCGAGGACAACGAGCUUGAACCAGAUGUCUACGACAUCAAUGUGGUUGCUUGGGAUAGCCGUACCUCUCCACUGCAUCUUGCUAUUCUUCACGGACACAUUGAGGUUGUGAAGGAGCUUGUUACCUCCUUUGGAGCCGAUGUUCUGAUGCCAAUCAAGAUUCUGAACGACUACAGCAAAAAGCCAGAGGCAGCAAUUCUUACUUUGGUUCUCGCUCUUUCACUUCCUUCGGUUAAGGCGAGAGAGAUGUCAAAGACUCUUCUCGAACUUGGAGCUUCGCCUGCCCAGGCUGAUCUGGCACAGAAAACACCUCUCUAUUACAUUGCUCAUUCUACUGAGAGUGAGUUGCUUGAUGUUUACCUUCAUCACGACGAGCCAGCAGUGAGGCGGGCCAUCAACCACCUAGCAACCAGAGGUUCGCGCUGGUCUCCUGAGUUCUCCUCGCCUUUGAUGGUAUCCCUCGCUGCCAAGAGCUCAUCAGUGGCAAUGAAGCUACUGGACACAGGCGCGAAGCCAGAGAUUAAGAUUACUGAAUUUGUGAAAGCCCUCAAAGCUCAAAGAGAGACCAAUCAUCUUUAUGGGGACGUUGAAGAAGAGUUCAAGUCCAGUGUCGACCAGCCUAUCUUGCAAGCCGUUGAGAGUGAUCUUCCUUUGGUUGCCAUUGAUCUUCUUAAGCGCGGGGCCAAUGUCAAUACUGAGCGAAAGCAACGAUACCAAGCGACCGGUCAGACUGUUCUGGAUCUUACACGGGAAAUUCUGAAGACCCUUCGUGGGUACAUGGCCGACCCUAGCUACAGACCGCCAACAUCAGACCCCAAUGCGAUGGUAUUUGACAAAGACGACGAGUCGUACUUGGCAGAGUUCGUGCCGGGGAGCUACAAAAUGUUCCUUGCGAGUGUUCAGCUGCGUAGUGCGCGGAAGAGGGCCCAUGAUGCCGAGGAGCGUUUCCAGAAAGCCCAAAUUGUGCCGGCUGAUCCUCCAGGAACUGCUGAGAAGAGACAAGCCAUUGCAGAGCUAAUCCGCCAAUACGACGAUCUUGAAGCUGAGCUGUUGACAAAAGGUGGAAAGACAUUCAAAGAGCUUCAUCCUGUGGAUCAGCCACAGCAGACCGUGGUUGCUCAGGUGCAGCCCGAGAAGAGGGAACCCAAGAAGAAUGUCUUUAGAGUUCGGUUCAACUUCCGCAUGGUCGGCAUUACUGAUGAUUGCCGACGAGGAUAUUUGACUCUAUUUGAAGCUGCCUGGAAUGGUGACAUUGCCACCAUCAGAAAAUUGACAUUGGGUAUGUGGGGAGCAACUCAGGAUCAGCUUCCCCUCGAGAUUGCUGUCAGCGACUCAAGGGGUCUUUCUUGUCUCUCAAUUGCCAUCAUCCGUGGCCACUUGGAUGUCGCCAAGUCAAUUCUUCAAAUCCUGCGCGCACAGCUGAAGGUUAAAGAGCCCCGUGGAAGCAAGCAAACGCGAUUUGAGAUAGCAAUCAAUGACGAUGAGUGCUCAGAGGAGGACGAGGAUGAUGACGACCACUUGAACAUCGUGGGUGAUGAAGUUGACGAUACCUUCACUCAUGACAACGUUGGCGAAGACAUCAGCCAAGUUGAAAGUGACGUAACUCCUUUCCAAGCUUUUUCAAAGGACUUUGAUGCUUUUCUGUUCCUAGACGUGCUCCCACCGAAGCACCUUUGCAGAAUUGUCCCCGACAACGGUAACUAUUGGGUAUCCCAGGACAAUGUCAAGAUCAACAGCCUCGUCAAGUACGCCGUUUACAAGAACGACCUUCCCCUCUUGGAGUUCUUAUUGGAAACCGGAAAAGAUCUCGCUCAGAGCAACCCCCAUGGGAAGCUCAAAUACUCAGUCUCAAGUGAGGAGUUCCAACUUGCCAUCGGGCUCGGUCGCAUCGACUGCCUUUCCAAGCUCAUUCAAAGCACUGGAGCAGGACUUCCGCUUGCCAAAUUGAGUCAAGACUGCGGAGUUGAAGCUCGCAAGGAGCCUCAAUACUAUCCUGGCUUAUCGAUUCGUGGCACCAAGCGUGCUGACUGGGCCGAUGCUGGACGAGGUGGAGAAAUCGGACAUCCAGAUCAGCGCCCACCGCUUCUGAUUGCAGCCCUUCAGGGCAAUCUUGCGAGUACAGAAUUCUUCCUUGGCACUGGCCCUGGAAGGUAUUACCUUGAAUAUUUGAACUCAAUUCCGGAUGAUGAAGACGUCAAGAGACUCGCCGAGUCCCAGCUUGGUGUGGAAGGAACCCUGUUGAGCUGGUUGCAGACGAGAAAUAACCUUGUGAUCCAUUGUGCUGUGAUGUGUCGGCCAUCUGACGAAACAGAGCGUCUUUUGCAGUACCUUGUUGAUCAUCAUCCUGAAUGCAUCGAGGUCCGCUCCAGUGGUGGACUCACACCCCUUGCCCUGGCUAUGUCUCUCCAUCGGGUUCGAUUCGCCCGUAUCCUUAUAGCCGCGGGAGCCAAUCAAGCAACUCGUGAUUCCGAAGCGAACAAUAUUUUGCAUCUUAUUCUUCACUCGGCCGAGGGUCGCAAUUGCAGGAACUCCGAGCGAUGUGGCAGGCUUAUCAAUCUUCUCGAUCAGCAGCUCAUCCCUAUCAUGCUGAUCGAAAGAGCAGGCGAUAGCUCACAGACGCCUUUCGCCCGCUGGCUGAGACAUUGCCCCAGUUCAGACCAUCGUAUCGACCAGAAAGAGGGCAAAGCAAUGGUUCUUUCGAUGACAAACCUGAUCCUAAAUCUUGCAAACUCUUCCAACCAAAGACAUUUGGAGCUCUUCGAUGGAGCGGGAAACACUGUGGCUCAUGAUGCAGUAAAGGGAGGCCAACACGAUGUCUUGGAACAAAUCCUGGACCGUCGCCCUGACCUUCUAUACCGCGAGAAUGCAACCGGAACCACUGCGCUUGAAAUGGCUGUGGACUCUUGGGUGAACCAGCAGACCUCGGCGCCACCUGAGAGUCCUCACAAGAACAGGAACUUACCACCCCAACGCAUGAACAUGGUUUCUCGUAGCCCUGUUUACUUCGUCGAAGGUAUCAGCGUUCCAGACCAUGAUGUGAACAUCAUGCUGCGUGUCUGCCAAGGCCGAGCUCAACAAACUCCUUCAAAGAGAAGAUUGGUCAGUCUAUUUGAGGCAAACGAGGUUGCCAAGAGGCUGGCGGUUAAAUCUGAGGAACAUGGAUACGGAUAUGGUCGUCGUCGGGGUCGUUACCAGCGAUCUUCUGUUCGCGAAGAAGAUGAGGUCACUAUGUCUAACCACUUAGCUGCUCAUUAA
Molecule: messenger RNA, 5226 nt
Organism: Penicillium antarcticum
Lineage: Eukaryota; Fungi; Ascomycota; Eurotiomycetes; Eurotiales; Aspergillaceae
Exons: 6
Coding region: 1-5226 (1741 amino acids)
Cellular component (GO): cytoplasm
Molecular function (GO): protein binding
Source: RefSeq, a predicted model, not a curated record